AUCUGAAGUAAUUCGAAACUUGAUUUCUUCCGGGUACAUUAUAUGAUCAGUUCUUAUUGCGUUUUAUAUUUGAAAUAUUCCAGUUUUUCCAUCAUGGAUAUGUUAUGGAUUAAAUUCAAAUUUACUCUUAUUCUAAUGAUCACAAUAUCAUUUUCAAUUAAAAUAACAAGAUCACAAGUAACAACACUUAGUCCUGAAGUAACAACACAAACAAAAGUUAGUACUAAGGUGACGUCAGAGAGUGGAGUCAGUACUAAACCAACUACUGGUAGCGAAGCCAGUCCAGAAACCGGAGUCAGUCCUGGAGCAACUCCAGAGAGCGAAGUCAGUCCGGAAGCAACUGCAGAAAACAAAACUAGCCCUACAGUAGCCCCUGAGAGCGAAGUCAGUCCCGAGGCGACUCCAGAAACCACAGUCAGUCCUGGAGCAACUCCAGAGAGCGAAGUCAGUCCGGAAGCAACUGCAGAAAACGAAACUAGCCCUACAGUAGCCCCUGAGAGCGAAGUCAGUCCCGAGGCGGCUCCAGAAACCACAGUCAGUCCUGGAGCAACACCAGAGAGCGAAGUCAGUCCGGAAGCAACUGCAGAAAACGAAACUAGCCCUACAGUAGCCCCUGAGAGCGAAGUCAGUCCCGAGGCGACUCCAGAAACUACAGUCAGUCCCGAAUCAACUCCAGAGAACGAAACCAGUCCCGAAGCAACACCAAAAAGUGAAACAGAGCCCGAAGGAACUCCAGAGAGCAAUGUCAGUCCCGAGACAACUUCAGAACCCAAAGUAAACCCCGAAGUGACUCCUGAAAGCGAAGUCAGCCCGGAAGGAACUCCUGAGCCCGAAAACGGGGGUUCACCUGAGGACGAUGGUUAUCCAGAAGGAGAGAAUGAAUGGUCUCCAGAAGGAGAGGGGUACGGAGAUUAUUAUCCGGAGGGAGAGGGAUUUCCAGAUUAUAAUUAUUAUUCAGAGCCAGAGGGACUUCCAGAGGACGGAGGUUAUCCAGAUGAAGAAGGCAAUCCAGACAACCCGGAUGGCGAGAGCUCUCCUGAUGGCGAACACCACCAAGGUGACAAUACUUAUCCAGAAGAUACUACAAGAAAAGAAAAUGUUAAUGGCAGUGUCACUGAAAGCAACAGACAUGAGAAAAAUACAAAUGAUAUGAGUUCAACCAUAGAAACACUGGAGAUGAUGCUGGUCAUUAUUGGGAUAGUGAUCUUACUCCUAGUCGGCUUGUUUGUGUGCAUUAUGUGGAAAGGGAAAUCGCGCCAUGGCAAGCUAAAAUUUGGAAAGAAUAUUCGUGAAUUCUUUGUUGCGGCAGCUCCAGUACAGUUCAAACAGACCGAUCAAUUUCAGUCGGCUCCAGUCGGAAAGUCUCACCCGUCAGACGAGUUCAUCAUAUAAGAUUUUGUUUAUGUUUUAUAAAUUUUUAACAUGGGGAAAAUUGAACAAUUAAUAUCUUAGAACGCAUUGUUAUUGCUCGGCUUAAACAUUCUGCUGUUUUCUUUAUUUCAGUUUUUACAGGCACAAUACUAUUUGUUUUUUGUUUUAAUCGUAUGUCAUGUUAUUAAAAGAAAGAUUCAUACUAUACAUAUUUAUUCAAAUAUUGUAAGUUUAUGCCAAUUUAUUUUAGCUUAAGGGAGCUUAUCUGAAUCAAUUUCGAGUGCUAGUGUCCCGUAUGUGGAGGCACAAUCUUGACCUCCAUUGAUUUCGAGCCAGGGAGUUCUGAUCUAUACGGCAAACGCUAUAAGCACGUGCAUUUCCGGAUGCUCUAGAUGCAGCUUUAACGAUAUCAAUAGUUAAUCAGAUAUGACAUUCGGAACUAGUAUGACCAAAACCCUAGUGCAUGUGUCAACACGACAUACCCAUAUAUUUGUCUAAUUACUAAUCAGAAAUGAAACAUAUAUUGUUUUUACGUUAUUGCAACUGUCAGAAAACAUUGUAUUGCAAUAUUUUAUUUUGUAAUUCGUACGCAUUUGUUAUUUAAUUCGAGUAUGUGAGAAUGUUGCCAUGUAUGAUACUCGUAUGCUGUGUUUCAUUCAUUCUACUUACUGAUGCACGUGAUUACUUUUGGUUGAGAUGGACACUAUGCUUGAUUUCUCGAAGGUUUCCAUCUAAUAAAGUAGGUCAGAAUUAUGUAA
This is a messenger RNA of Mercenaria mercenaria, 2129 nucleotides long. RefSeq names its product integumentary mucin A.1-like. The record is from RefSeq and is a predicted model, not a curated record. NCBI's taxonomy places the organism in Eukaryota, Metazoa, Mollusca, Bivalvia, Venerida, Veneridae. The coding region runs from base 43 to 1392 and encodes 449 amino acids. The transcript has 4 exons.